Molecule: messenger RNA, 1994 nt
Organism: Corticium candelabrum
Lineage: Eukaryota; Metazoa; Porifera; Homoscleromorpha; Homosclerophorida; Plakinidae
Exons: 6
Coding region: 148-1872 (574 amino acids)
Source: RefSeq, a predicted model, not a curated record
GCAUACAAAGAAUGCCUAGGGUAGGAAUGACCUCCGUUUAUAUAAGUCAGCCAGCUGGAAUUUGGGUAUUUCCUAAAACAACGACUUUCAACUAGCACUCUUGCCAAGAACGAUUGAGGUUUCCAGUCGCAGUUGAAGCUCUAGACAAUGGAAAACAGAGUCUACACGGUCUUCGUAAACGUUCUCGUUUGGCUAUCAAUUGCCACAUGCACAUCAUGUUUGGAGCAUGAUGUCGCAAAGGAUCGAGACAAGUGUUCACUCUACACCAGCUGUUGGCAAUGCGUGCAGGAUCCAUGCUCCAGAAAGACCCAAAACGAGCAUUCUACAGACAUAUGUGUCUGGUGCAACGUCCUACCCAACGUAGGAAGUGGAUGCAUAUCACGUCAAAAAGAUAAUCCAUGUGGUCAAAAAUCAAAAAAGUACACAAAUCAGUGCAUCGACAAUAUAUCAUCAAUUAUUCCACAAAAAAGCUGUAGGCCAAUAGUAACUGAUGCUUACAUUGUUCACAUCGAAACUCUGAGAGACGACAUUUCCGGAAUGAUACAAACAGUACCCGGAAUUCAAAACUUCGACGUGUCGAUCGGACUCUGCAAACCUCUAGAAAGAGCAAGGAUGUCACAGACGUGUGGACAGCACACUCCAAUCGAAGUGAUAGAGAGUGACACUUGGCUAACCACGCCCAUGCCGGAGAGACCGGACCGCUGCUGGGACAUAGGGCAGAUCACCGACGUCAGUCCGAUUCUUGUCGAGCAUUCCAAUCCUCAAGCAGGAGUCGCUCUAGACUUUGGUCAAACGUUAUGUUGCUCUGCCAAUCUGACAGCAACAGACGUCAGUGUUCUUCUCAAACCAAAUGACUGUCACAAAAAUUCGAUUACCGCAGCUGUCACUGCAGGAAACUUGGAAAUUCUGGCUGAUUGCUCUAAUACAAACAAAAGUCUGCAGAUUGAGGUGCAAACCUCUGUACUCUGUGACACAAACAUAGAAUGGCGCUUAUCUGUGAGAGACACGACUGUCCAUUGCAAUCACAGCGAAUCAGACGAACUUUACUGCAAAAUUAAAUUAAAAACGAGGAAUGCGACCGUUCAAAGUCAGCCUUCAAUGUACUGCAAACACUCAUUGAAACUUUGGAUAGUGUACGCUAACGGGUCCGAGGUCAAUGCGACAGUUGAGUACGCAAACGACUCUCAUGACGUUUGUACUUUCGGUCUGAAGUCUCAAGAUGUUUGCAAAUUGUCAGUCGUAUACACCUAUGCCUCGGCCUCGCCUCAAGUUAUAAAAAUUAACGGACAAAAUGAAUAUACAGUUGAGACUUGCAAUACAACUCCAACAAAAACUAUAAUUGCAAUAACGUUAACGACCAUUGGUGUCGUUGUCUUUCUUCUAUUGGGUGUAUUGGUGCUGGUAAUAAGAAGGAGAACUAAAGCUUCUAAAAAAGUAUUGGGACACAACAAAACAUCAGACAAUAACUCUGCUGAUUUUGACUCUGUAGUGCAACUCAAUGGAGAAGUCAACAACAAUGAGAGCAACUGCAAUCAACCACAAUGUUGUGUAACAUUAGACAAUGAUGAGCCUCAAUUUUUGACAACUAAUGCAAGUUCAAGACCUAAAGAAAACACAUCUCUUCUACACGUAGAAUUUAGCGGUUCGUAUUCCAAGGACUACGGAAUUACAAGUACGCAUGUUACUACAGGGAAUAAGAGUAACACACAAGACACUAGGGAUGAUACCGUUCAAGUUAGUGUUAGUGCAGGAGUCGGAUUUUCCAAAUCCAUGGUCAAGGAACCAAAUGAGUCCAAAUCAUUCUGUACUGCAAUGCAAGAUCAGAAUGUAGAGUGCAUUCAAGAAACAGAAAAGAACACUAGCAUAAUAUGAAAUGAAAAACAUUAGAUUUGAACUUUUUUUGGUGUAUUUCUUUGAUCUUUUGACAUAAUGCCAUAUUUCUUAAGACGACGCGACAUUUAGUACAAUGUUAGUACAAACAAGAAUACUCAUGA